Molecule: messenger RNA, 879 nt
Organism: Harpegnathos saltator (Jerdon's jumping ant)
Lineage: Eukaryota; Metazoa; Arthropoda; Insecta; Hymenoptera; Formicidae
Product: UPF0598 protein CG30010
Exons: 5
Coding region: 193-873 (226 amino acids)
Source: RefSeq, a predicted model, not a curated record
AGUCAUAUCACGAACUCGAUUUGUUGUCGAAAUAGUGGUGACUCGAACGAAGACUUUUAAAUUAAGUUUGGUUAUGUUAUAAAUUAUGUUAGGCUGUGAUCAAAGUAUCUUAUUUAAAUGAAAAUAGCGAAUCCUACUGUUCUACGUUCCAAGAUAUAUUUUAACUUUUAUUAGAUUCAUAUACUUACCAAAAUGACGUCGAGACUUUGCACUUAUGGUGUUUUCGCAGUUGGAAAGCUAAAUUAUAAGAUUCCUCUGCCGAAAAUUCUCGGACGAAACUGUGUGUCAUAUGUCCAAGGCCAAUCUCCUCAACCUCGUAUACGUGAAUAUUUUUACUACAUUGAUCACCAAGGCAUGUUGUUCCUGGAUGAUGUUCGCAUAAGAAAUUUUACUUCUUGCUUUAAAGAUAAAAAGUUCUUGGCAUUCUUCUUUAAACACCUGAAGGAGAAUAAUACUGGUCGUUAUAUGAGUGACUUUCCAUUUCUGUCAAUCUGUGGUAUAGAGAGGAACUUUGUAAGAUGCGAUGACUUACCGUUGGUCUUCACCAAGGUGAUUCAAAAACACAACACAGAAACUGAUACUGAAGAAGAUUGGUUCAGUUAUGCACAUGCAGAUGAUCUGUUGACGGUGCGUUUUGAGCCACAAAAAUUGUUUAUGAACAUUAGUACAGGAAGAGUAUAUCAUCCUGCACCAGAAAAAGUAGGAGGCAUCGGUCUUGUGAGAUCUAAGCUAGCUAUAGAAUUUAGCACAUCCUUUGAUUUUGAGAAUGGUGAAGCAAAUGCGCCAACACACUUCAAGUGGAAAAAUAAACUACACGAACUCGACACAGAGUGGUAUAGAGAUAAACUAAUGCAUAGAGUUCGACAAAAAUAACAGCAA